This is a messenger RNA of Aphis gossypii (cotton aphid), 2190 nucleotides long. Its product is annotated as scoloptoxin SSD14-like. The record is from RefSeq and is a predicted model, not a curated record. Bases 173 to 2050 code for a protein of 625 amino acids. Gene Ontology annotation, biological process: glutathione catabolic process. Gene Ontology annotation, cellular component: plasma membrane. The transcript has 10 exons. NCBI's taxonomy places the organism in Eukaryota, Metazoa, Arthropoda, Insecta, Hemiptera, Aphididae. Gene Ontology annotation, molecular function: glutathione gamma-glutamate hydrolase.
CCUACUAAUGGCUGCAUUUACUAUUACGACUACUACUGUAAUACUUUGUUAAGUGAUUCUGAACCAUAUCGAUCGUUCGGUUUUGGUUGUACAUUUUGUUUGAUUUACAUGGUAUUAUUAAAAAUUAGUUUAUUUUACACUCCGUAACUGUAAUUAUUUUCCAUCCAUCCAAAUGGAUGAAAAUCAUGAUUCCGAAGCAAAUAUAUCGGCUUUCGAUGUAAAUGACAAAACGCCGAUUCUAGGAUCUCCACUAAACAAAAAUGCAAGAUUAUUGUCAAGACGAUGCCUCUAUUUAAUUCUAAUUGGAGUGUUAUUAUUAUUCGCUGUUAUAGUGGCGGCCAUAGUCAUAUUCUCACAAUAUUAUGACACCAAAACUACACCCAGAAACUACAUACCUGACCCAGAAUUUCCGUUACCACCGUCAAGUAUGCCAAUGGGCUUAUACCGAAAGGUCGGUGUCGUAUCAAACGGCGGACCGUGUGCACAAAUUGGAGUUGAUGUGAUAUCAAAUGGUGGAAAUGCUAUAGAUGCCUCAAUAGCUACAAUUUUAUGCGACGGUGUCUUAUGUCCUCAUCAAAUGGGUGUUGGUGGAGGUUUUAUAAUGAGUUUUUACAAUGCUACAUCCAAAAAAAUAAUGUCAAUUAAUGCACGCGAAACAGCUCCAGCCGCAGCAACAACAAACAUGUUUGUAAAAGAUCCAAAUAGUUCUAUAAACGGAGGUUUGGCUGCUGGAGUUCUAGGAGCAUUUAAGGGUUAUUCGGAAAUUUAUAAAUUGUACGGUGGCGGAGUUUCGUGGGAAUCACUUUUCGAACCAACAAUAAAGUUAUGCGAAGAAGGCAUAAAAAUCAGUAAACAUCUAGAAAUAAGUUUAAAAGAUGAUGUAGAAAUAAUAAAAGCAGAUCCUAUGCUUAGAGAAACAUUUUUUGAUGAAAAAACCGGUCAUUCUAAGAAAACGGGAGAAUUCUACAAAUUACCAAAAUUAGCAGAAACAUUAAGAAUCGUAGCAAAAGAAGGAGUUGAUGCCAUUUAUAAUGGAUCAUUAACAUCAAAAAUAGUAGACGAUUUAAAAUCAGUAAAUGGUAUUAUUACAAAAGAAGACUUAGCAAAUUAUAAUGUUGAAAUCGAAGAAGCGUUUUCCGUAAAAUUAAAGAGCGGAUAUACAAUACACGCAGGGCCACCUCCCGGUUCUGGCAUAAUAUUAGCAUUCAUUCUCCGCAUAUUGGACGGCAUUUUACCAGCACCCAAUGCUGGCCUAGAUGCACAUCGGUUGGUGGAGGCGUUCAAAUUUGGGUACGGCGAAAGAACCCAUUUAGGAGAUCAUAAAUUUAUAAACGUGUCUCAAAUUUACGAAAAAGUGAAAUCGGACAGUUAUAUAAAAAGUAUACAAAGUAAAAUGUCAGAUAAUUUCACGUCGCCAGACCCUAAAUACUAUGGAGCUGAUUUUGAUAUGCCGGAUGAUCACGGAACCGCCAACUUGGCUGUAAUUGAUUCGAUUGGAAACGUCGUCGUAUGCACUAAUACGAUAAAUACACAUUUCGGCUGUGGUUUCAUGUCUCCUAACACCGGUAUUAUUUUUAAUAAUCAAAUGAAUGAUUUUUCAACACCGGGGCUCUCCAACCACUACGGAAUUCCAUCAUCGCCGGCCAAUUUCAUAAAACCAGGCAAACGACCAAUGUCUUCCAUGUGCCCGACUAUAUUUACCGACAAAAAUGGCGAUUUUGUUCUCGCAGCAGGAGCAGCAGGAGGUUCAAAAAUCACUCUUGCCACUUCAUACGCAUCCGCUUUAAAACUGUGGUACAAUAAAACACUAAAAGAAGUAAUAGAUAAACCUAGAAUAUAUCACCAACUUAUGCCUAUGCAAGUUCAAUAUGAAUACGGAACGACUAAGGAUGUUGUACAAAAACUUAUAGACAUAGGUCAUCCAGUAAUGAGACUGAAAGAUAAUGGUGGUUCAGGUGGUUCAGCAGCAUCAGCUAUUGCUAGGACUCCAUCAGGAAUGAUCGAGGUUAUGCCAGAUUUCCGCCGAAAAGGAAAUUCGUCUGGAUAUUAAUGCGGUCAUAUUAAUUUAUUGUUCCAAUCAUGAUGAUGGGUGAUCAAAAUUAUUUUUUAAUUUGAUAUUUGAUCAAAGUCAUGUGAAAUUUACAAAAUAUUACUAACUAUUAUAAAUAAAUCAUAUAUGUUUAAUGUUUA